CGAGGUGUUUCUAGAAAGUUAUUGAAGUCAUUAGCAGUGUGUUUGAUGGAGGAUUGCUAGAUAGAAUAAAAUUUGCAUAUUUGGUUAUUUAAAGUAUUUUUUUUCUCAUUCAUGGGUAAUGCAAAAAUUUCUGUUGACAGGAAGAAAAAAUAAAUUUAAAAUUUUUUAAUGAAAAGUAACAAAAGAAACCCAUAUUCACUCAAAAAGAGGUGGGUCAAGAGAUCUUAAUUAGAUGACACAUACCUGACCAUUUGGCUUGACUUGGCUUACAUUGAGUUUAAAUUAUAAUAUAGUUUUGUAGGUAUUGUAUUAUCAAUUUUUUUUUUCUAACCUCAUAUUUUGAGUUUGGCUGGGGUUGGGGGUCUAGUUGAUAAGUUUGUUGAGAAGGCAAAGCCCUUCCUGAUGGCAUAUAAAGGAAUUCAAAGUCAAGAAGAAUGGGAGGUAUAUGCCGCUGCUUUUGAAAUAUGGUUAAUAGAUUUUAUCAUCGAAGUCGAUUUUUUUGUAUUCCUACCAUUUUGAACAGUGUUUGGUGUGUCUUUUCUUGAAUAUCCAUCUUUUGCUGCAAAUAUGCAAGAGUUUAAAUGCUCCAGUUAUGCUAGUUAUUCCGGCAAAGAUAAGAAAAAGAAAAAGAAAAAGAAAACUGCGGGCUUCAUGUAUCUUGUGAGACAGAUCUCUUGUACUGCUGGCUAAUGCACAGGGUAGAAGAAAUUAAUUAUAUAAAAAACAAAAAAUAAAUAAAAUAAAAAAACCAAUGGGAAAAGCUGUAUCAAAAACUUGCAAAGAUAUGCACAGAAUGCUAUUGAAAUAAUUGAAAUAUUAUAAGUUGUGUAAAAUUAGGAAGAUUAUUUUAUUUUAUUAAAAUCUCAAUUUUUGUUAGCUGAAUUAAUGGCAUGAUUCUUCUAUUGUGCCCUUUCUACUUAUGAAAUCUUGCCUCAUACUGGUGAGACUUCUCAGUGUGGCUGUCAGCACUUUAUUUAAUUACAUGAUACAAUAGAGAUCCUAUUAACAA
Rubroshorea leprosula is the source of this 1009-nucleotide messenger RNA. Lineage: Eukaryota; Viridiplantae; Streptophyta; Magnoliopsida; Malvales; Dipterocarpaceae. The record is from the annotation of a GenBank genome assembly.